This is a messenger RNA of Centrocercus urophasianus (Greater sage-grouse), 6654 nucleotides long. It is a transcript of the gene EPHA3, whose product is annotated as EPH receptor A3. Gene Ontology annotation, cellular component: neuron projection; plasma membrane. Gene Ontology annotation, biological process: protein phosphorylation; axon guidance; cell surface receptor protein tyrosine kinase signaling pathway. The record is from RefSeq and is a predicted model, not a curated record. Bases 128 to 2863 code for a protein of 911 amino acids. The transcript is spliced from 16 exons. Lineage: Eukaryota; Metazoa; Chordata; Aves; Galliformes; Phasianidae. Gene Ontology annotation, molecular function: ATP binding; transmembrane-ephrin receptor activity; protein binding.
UCUGCUGGAUUCAAAAACAAUUCAAGGGGAGCUGGGCUGGAUCUCCUACCCAUCACAUGGGUGGGAAGAGAUUAGUGGUGUUGAUGAGCAUUAUACUCCAAUCAGAACUUACCAAGUGUGCAAUGUUAUGGAUCACAGCCAAAACAAUUGGCUGCGAACAAACUGGAUUCCACGCAAUUCAGCGCAGAAGAUAUACGUGGAGCUCAAAUUUACCUUGAGGGACUGCAAUAGUAUCCCUCUAGUUCUGGGCACUUGCAAAGAGACUUUCAAUCUGUAUUACAUGGAAUCCGAUGAUGACCAUUUGGCGAAGUUCAGAGAGCACCAAUUUACAAAGAUUGACACCAUUGCAGCUGAUGAGAGCUUCACCCAGAUGGAUCUUGGGGACCGGAUUCUCAAGCUGAAUACAGAAGUCCGCGAGGUGGGACCUGUUAGCAAGAAGGGCUUUUACUUGGCUUUCCAAGAUGUAGGUGCAUGUGUUGCCUUAGUCUCGGUGCGAGUGUACUUCAAGAAGUGCCCUUUCACUGUCAAGAACCUCGCCAUGUUUCCAGAUACAGUUCCUAUGGACUCCCAGUCCCUGGUGGAGGUGCGGGGUUCUUGUGUCAAUCAUUCCAAGGAGGAAGAGCCACCCAAGAUGUACUGCAGCACGGAAGGAGAAUGGCUAGUGCCCAUAGGGAAGUGCUUGUGUAAUGCUGGCUAUGAAGAAAGAGGCUUUGCGUGCCAAGCUUGUCGACCUGGGUUCUAUAAAGCUUCUGCUGGCAAUGUGAAGUGUGCCAAAUGCCCACCUCACAGCUCCACCUAUGAAGAUGCAUCUCUGAACUGCAGGUGUGAAAAGAAUUACUUUCGCUCUGAGAAAGACCCUCCAUCCAUGGCUUGCACCAGACCACCAUCUGCUCCAAGAAACGUUAUUUCUAACAUCAAUGAGACAUCUGUUAUCCUGGACUGGAGCUGGCCUCUUGACACAGGAGGUCGAAAGGAUGUCACUUUCAACAUCAUUUGCAAAAAAUGCGGAGGAAGCAGCAAGAUAUGCGAGCCCUGUAGUGACAACGUACGAUUCUUACCCCGUCAGGCUGGCCUCACCAACACCACGGUGACAGUAGUGGACCUUUUGGCACAUACCAAUUACACUUUUGAGAUUGAUGCGGUCAAUGGGGUAUCUGACUUGAGUACACUUUCCAGACAAUUUGCUGCUGUCAGCAUCACGACUAAUCAGGCUGCACCAUCCCCCAUCACAGUGAUAAGGAAAGACCGGACAUCCAGGAACAGCGUGUCUCUGUCUUGGCAGGAACCUGAGCACCCAAAUGGAAUCAUCUUGGACUACGAGGUCAAAUACUAUGAAAAGCAGGAACAAGAGACAAGCUAUACUAUUCUGAGAGCCAAAAGCACUAAUGUUACUAUCAGCGGCCUCAAACCUGAUACCACCUACGUCUUCCAAAUUCGAGCCCGAACUGCAGCAGGAUAUGGGACAAGCAGCCGCAAGUUUGAAUUUGAAACCAGUCCAGAUUCAUUCUCCAUUUCCAGUGAAAAUAGCCAGGUUGUUAUGAUUGCCAUUUCAGCUGCAGUUGCCAUCAUUCUCCUCACGGUUGUUGUGUACGUCUUGAUUGGGAGAUUCUGUGGAUACAAGAAGUCUAAACAUGGUACUGAUGAGAAAAGACUACAUUUUGGGAAUGGCCAUCUAAAACUCCCAGGCCUGAGAACUUAUGUAGAUCCACAUACGUAUGAAGAUCCCAAUCAAGCUGUACAUGAAUUUGCCAAGGAACUAGAUGCUUCUAACAUAUCAAUUGAUAAAGUCGUUGGAGCAGGGGAAUUUGGAGAAGUGUGCAGUGGGCGCCUGAAGCUGCCUUCUAAAAAGGAAAUUUCAGUGGCCAUCAAAACUCUGAAAGCUGGCUACACAGAAAAACAGAGAAGGGAUUUCCUGGGAGAAGCAAGCAUCAUGGGGCAGUUUGACCACCCCAACAUCAUCCGACUGGAGGGCGUUGUGACUAAAAGUAAACCAGUUAUGAUUGUUACUGAAUACAUGGAAAAUGGUUCAUUGGACAGCUUCCUACGGAAACACGAUGCCCAGUUCACAGUCAUUCAGCUAGUAGGCAUGCUUCGUGGGAUUGCAUCUGGCAUGAAAUAUUUGUCAGAUAUGGGUUACGUCCACCGUGAUCUAGCUGCUCGUAACAUACUCAUCAAUAGUAACUUGGUGUGCAAAGUCUCAGAUUUUGGUCUUUCCCGUGUAUUGGAAGAUGAUCCAGAAGCUGCUUACACAACAAGGGGGGGCAAGAUUCCCAUCCGAUGGACAUCACCAGAAGCCAUAGCAUACCGGAAGUUCACAUCAGCCAGUGAUGCGUGGAGUUAUGGGAUUGUGCUCUGGGAGGUGAUGUCUUAUGGAGAGAGGCCGUACUGGGAGAUGUCCAACCAGGAUGUAAUUAAGGCUGUUGAUGAAGGGUAUCGCUUGCCACCUCCUAUGGACUGCCCAGCUGCCUUGUAUCAGCUGAUGCUGGACUGCUGGCAGAAAGACAGAAACAACAGACCCAAGUUUGAGCAGAUUGUCAGCAUCCUGGAUAAGCUGAUCCGUAAUCCCAGCAGUCUGAAAAUAAUCACCAAUGCAGCAGCAAGGCCAUCAAACCUUCUUCUGGACCAAAGUAACAUUGACAUUUCAGCUUUCCGCACAACAGGUGAUUGGCUCAAUGGUUUUCGAACAGGACAGUGCAAAGGCAUUUUCACUGGUGUGGAGUACAGUUCCUGUGAUACAAUAGCCAAGAUUUCCACCGAUGACAUGAAGAAAAUUGGUGUUACAGUUGUGGGGCCUCAAAAGAAGAUUGUUAGCAGUAUCAAAACUCUAGAAACUCAUACGAAGAACAGCCCUGUUCCUGUGUAAGGUACCAAAAUGAUGUUGCUGAGGACAGAAAAAAGAAAAGUCGCAUCAAAGAGCAAAAGCGAUGGCUGAUAAAUGGCACAGUUUAAAGGAGUUCUUUGCAGCAGUUUUGGAAACAUAACGAUUGAAAUUUCAAACCCACUGAGACACUCAAAUACUGAGUAUAAAUGCCUUAAAAAUAGGAGCGAACUUGUUUUGUAUCUGUUAAUCCUGAAGGGUGGGUGCUCUUAACUGACUGUUAAUGCAGAUAGUAAAUUUCAAAAGAAAAAAAAAAAUGUAAAAAAUCCUUCCGAGUAAAAAGCAGUGAUACUAAAACCUAGAGCCAUUUGAAUAUUAAGUGACUGAAUAACAUGAAAAACCCAAGGACAUAAAAGCUGUGUAUUUGAUCUAUACAGCAAACAAGAAGAAAGAAAGACUUACAGUAUUUUUAUACAGAAGAGAUCUGUAACAGGUAUUUUAUUUCUUUAAAAGCAAGGAAAAUAGAGGACUAUACCUCGCAAUCUGUCUGGCCAUAUUUACUAUAAUGUCAUUGUAACAUGCUAUUUGAACUUCAGAAAGGAAAACAGACAUAAAAUUUGUAGUGACUGGGUUAGUUGGCAAAAGAUUUUCACCAUUGUGUUAGUUUCCCUAAUUGUGUUCAUUUAAAUAGAAAAAAAAAAGUCUUAAUUCUUAAAAGACUUAUUUAUUUCCUUUCUUGUUUUUUGCUUUUUGUUUUUUGUUUUUUUUUUUUACCAUUAUUGUUUAUAUUUAUGCUUAAAUACCUUAACCUGGCUGCAUUAUUGACAAGUGCCAAAUAUUAUCAAUACUUCAUUGGUUUAACCUGAGAAACUGUGAGGGUUAAUUACUUGAUUAUUUUAUACUCACAACGUCAUAUACAAAGUACAGAAGGAAAGAAAUGUCUUUUUUGUAGCUCCGACCCUAGGCAAAUCAUUGGGACUUGCUGAGAUUUCUUUCCUUUGCAAGUGAGUGAUAUUUAAAUCUGGGCUUGAAUUCUGGUGGAAUUGCAUGCCCAUUGAUCUCCAAAUCAGUACCUGGCCUGGCCAACCAUAUGUAUUUCCUUUGCUUUCCAAAGGCCUGAUUUCAUGUCACAAAGGUCUGCUGUCUUCAGAUGCUGUUCAGGUGGAAGAAUUACCUAGGAAUUGUAAGAGUGUAUCCUGCACGAUCUGAGAGUGCUUUUUUAGCUUAUUGAGGAAUUAUGCAUUACUGUCUUCCAUCUCAUGGGCUCUGCUCCCAGUGCUGGUAACUGGGAGUUGUACUACCAUGUCGGCAGCCAAGGAUAGUUGAAGAAGAUGAUUUAAGCUUCUACAGUGGGAGUUUGGCUUGUCAUUUUGCCUAAUUCUGAUCUAGAAGACCUCUGUCCAGAUGCUGUCAUUCUUCAGGAGCCUUGCUUUUUGAUUCAGGUUCCAUGGGCACCUGUGUUUGCCACUCCACAUGGCUGCAGCCACCUCAGUCUUGACAGGACUGAUUAGUUGUGUGGCAAUGUGAGAGUCCAGAAAACACAGCACUCGCAAGGGUGUGCUUUGGUAGAUGUCCCAGUGUAACCAAAACCACCAGGCUCCAUCCAUCUAGGAAUGGUUCUUCCUUCUGCAAGGUGAGUUGGGGUAAAGCCAGCUGUACUGCUUUAGAAGCAGUGCUUGGUCCCUUGAAAGAAAUCAGAAGGGAGCCUAUCUUUAGGAGACCAUUCAUAUUUUUCAGUAGAAAAAGGAACGUAAAGGAGAGGAUUUGAGUCUUCCUACAUCUUCAGCAUCUUCCCAUAAGUGAGCUCUUAAGCUCCUGAUUAUGUUAAUCCUAGUCCUGAACAGACACAGCUCUUUCCUCUGAAAAUGAGGGGUUUAAGUCGCUGUGUGAGGCAUUUCUAGUGCUGCAUACAGGCCAGUUUCUUCAUGCCCCCUUGGAUUUCCAACUUGCCGUUUUUAAACUUAAACCUGAUUCUAAUGAGUAACAGUGAGUCAUUGGCAGUCCAAGACUGUAAGAGGCAGUUGGGUACAUAGCAUGCCACUUUCUGCUGUGCAGUCAAGUUUGUUGUCCUUUCUUUGCAGUGUUGGUCUGGUUUUUGAAGCUCCUUGUAGCACAGGGCGCAUAAAUAUGAGGGGAAAUAAUCAGUUCUUGGGAUUUGUGUGGCUGAAUCAGUUUCCAAAUUGUUUUUAUUGGGUCCAAGACAUUUCAGAUGCAGAGCAACGGUGUUUAUUACACAUUAAUAAAUAGAAGGAGAGUUAGGGGUAAUGAACAUGCUGUAAAGGAUUGCAUCUGAAAUGCACUCACAGGAUAAGAAUGUCUUCUGAAAGAAAAAAUUAAGGAGUUUUAAAGUAAGUCAAAAUAAAAAUUGAAAAGUGGAAGAAAAAAUGAAAAGGAAGCACUUACGAUGCAAAAACACUUCUUAUGUACUACAAUCUAUUGUGAAAUACAGCAUGCUAAAUAUAAAAGCUAUAUUUUUAGUUGCUUAGUUCAUCCAGAAUCUUUCUUUUGUUCAGUUUGAGAUUGCUCUGUCAGACACUGCUGGUGAAUUUAAAGUUCACCAAAAUCCAUUUGCAGACAAUGUGUUUGUGGGGCAGCGUUUUACAUGUUCCUCCUGAUGUUUUUCUUCAGCUUCAUUCUGGAGAUUAGGGACGAGUGGGCUGAGGUGGGGGGAAUAGAUCUCGAAACGCUCCUGAAAACACAGAGCUGGUUCAUAGAAUUUUAGGUUACAAGCAAAAACUUUGCACCAACCACUCUCAAUCUUCUCAUAGUACCAUGUCAUGUUCCUUGCCCACUGUUUGAGCAUGCUCAGCGUAAGAAAUUAAAUCUUACUGAUGCUUGAGAAAAAAAAACAACUCAGUUUUGCUUUUCUUUGCUAUGAGGAGUAUAGUGUUCUAAACUACACUUAGGUAUUUUCUCCCUGUCAAAUGUUGAUUUGUACUGUAAGUGGCCUCUUUUGCAAGCAUCCUAUACUCCCUAUCCCCGUGUACAUAUGUAUACAUAGCAGUGUACAAUUCUUCAUUGUGGAGUAGAGAUACUAGAAUUUGUGUGGCCAUCUUCCUGUACAGGACUUGCAUUCAUUAUUGACAUCAAGCAAAAUGCAACAGCUCAUAAAAUGUCGUACCAUAUUAUUGGGUUUGUAUCUUUAAAUAUAGUUUCCAUUUUAUUUAUUUCUGUUAACAUAUCUAGUUUUGUGCUGUUACUUAGCGUUCAAUAAGCAAUGUAUAGAUGUGAUUUGAUUGGCAAUAUGUAUUUACUUUAACUUGUAUUUCAAAGCAUUACUUACUCAUUUAGUUUAUAUAUUGUGCAAUUGUAGAUGGCCUCUUACUAAUGUAAAAUGAUUUGUAGUGGAAACAUUUAUAUUUUUAUAAUAAACAUAAUGAAAGUAUUUUUUACAUACUGGAAUACUGAGGUGAUUGCUUGGAAGACAAAGUAAAUUUAUUUGAUUAGAAAAGUGUGAUAAAAUUGUAAUUAAAUAUGGAUAAAUUCUGAGUGUUAAAGCAUGGGUUCGGAGUGAAAGCUAGAUAUUGCCUAUAUUAUCUGUUAAAAGAAACAAGUAGUGCAGGCUCUAAAAAGACAGACAAGCAUUUGUACUAAACUGUCUUACAUCAGUCAAAGACUUUACUUUCUCCAUGGAUACAGGAAAACAUUGUCUAUUACAGCCUGCCUAUGGGAUACUGAAAAAGUUGUCAUUUAUUUUAGUUGUGUCAACUAUUUCCAAACUUCUGCAUUUUUUCUUCCCUUGCCAGUGGACCUCUUUUCAUCUUAUAACUAUGUUGAAUCCAGUAUAAGAUGUAAUUUUCAACAAAAUAAAAAGCCCACCACUUACAGUAGUUUAA